Molecule: messenger RNA, 3083 nt
Organism: Oncorhynchus keta (chum salmon)
Lineage: Eukaryota; Metazoa; Chordata; Actinopteri; Salmoniformes; Salmonidae
Product: NF-kappa-B inhibitor-interacting Ras-like protein 2
Exons: 4
Coding region: 125-703 (192 amino acids)
Biological process (GO): canonical NF-kappaB signal transduction
Molecular function (GO): GTP binding; GTPase activity
Source: RefSeq, a predicted model, not a curated record
AAAGUAGUGAGGAAGACGUUACGUAAGCAUUGUAAACAGGAAGUAUUUGUGGAUAGUGGUGUCUGGAAUUUACGGGAGCGCUGUAUUUACAUUUUAAAGAGUUGCCAAGAGACUGAUCAUCAUCAUGGGCAAGAGUUGUAAAGUGGUGGUGUGUGGUCCGGCUGCUGUUGGCAAGACUGCUGUCCUGGAGCAACUGCUGUAUGCCAAUCAUAUUGCGGGCUCAGAGCCCAUGGAGACCCUGGAGGAUAUCUAUAUUGGCUCCAUAGAAACGGACCGUGGCACUCGAGAGCAAGUGCGCUUCUACGACACCCGGGGUCUUCGUGAUGGUCUGGAGUUCCCUCGCCACUACUUCUCCAUUGCGGACGGUUUUGUCCUGGUCUACAGCAUCGACAGUAAGGAGUCCUUCAAACGCAUGGAGGCCCUCAAGAAAGACAUUGACCGCUACCGUGAUAAGAAAGAGGUGAACAUAGUGGUGCUGGGCAACAAGCUAGACAUGCAGGAGCAGAGGAGAGUGGACUCUGAAGUGGCCCAGUACUGGGCCAAGACAGAAAAGGUGCGUCUGUGGGAGGUGUCUGUGGCAGACCGAAGGACCCUCAUCGAGCCUUUUGUCCACCUGGCCAGCAAGAUGACCCAGCCCCAGAGCAAAUCAUCCUUCCCCCUCAGCCGCAAUAAGAACAAGGGGAGUGGCGCUGUCGAUAGUUGAGGGAUUAGGGGGAAUGGAAGGGGGGAGGGAGUGAGGAUUGAUGAAGAAUGGGAAAGAGUAGUAGGGGAAACGCAAUAGACUGAUUGUUAGCCUAUCACAAAUACAGACAAUUUUAUGUCUGCACAAAUGUACACCAAUGGUUUCAUUUUGACUGAUAUUUAGACUCAUAUUUGACCAUUUAGACUGAUCUUUGACGACAAGUAAAUGUUGACAUCAAAAGUAACACAAAUGGAUAAUCAAGAGGGUUGUUUGUAUCAUGGAGGAUACAUAAGGGAUUAUAUUACUGUUAGUUAAUCAGGAGAUUUGUUACACUACUGGCAUGCCAUCUACUCAGAUGAAAUAUGGCAACUAUUUUAGCAUGGAUGAUCUGAAUUUUAUUUUAAGUUAGAGUACAUGAAACAAAUCCAUAUUUAUUUAUUUUUGAAUCCCUCCCCCUUUUCCCCACAAUUUCGUAGUAUCCAAUUAUUAGUAGUUACUAUCUUGUCUCAUCGCUACAACUCCCGUACGGGCUCAGGAGAGACGAAGGUCGAAAGUCAUGCGUCCUCCGAAACCCAACCAAGUCGCACUGCUUCUUAACACAGACAAGGAUAUCCCUACCAGCCAAACCCUCCCUAACCCGGACGACGCUAGGCCAAUUGUGCGUCGCCCCACGGACCUCCCAGUCACGGCCGGCUGCGACAGAGCCUGGGCGCGAACCCAGCGUCUCUGGUGGCACAGCGAGCUCUGCGAUGCAGUGCCCUAGACCACUGCGCCACCUGGGAGGCCGCAAAUCCAUAUUUUGAAGAAUUAAAAAAUUAUUUUAGCGAUGUCAGAAAUGUUACUGCCUUUUGAGAUCGCUUUGAGUUUUAGAAUGACAUUAUUGUCUAAAGAUUUGAAUUGUGGCUGACAGACUAGUCUCUUGGUGAACAGGGUGUUUGAAGAGCUUCCUGCCUGCUGGACAGGCCCUGAAGAGCUCUUGACCACAGCCUAAGCUCGCUGAAUUAUCUGUACCUUAUCAGAAACUCCUUACUGUCCUUGAAAACCAUGGGUUAUUCUUGAUCUUUGCUACUGAGCUAUGUUAGUCAGACGAAAUGCAAAUGUAUUUCAUUUUCAAAUUAUUUAACUGACUGAAGCUAUUUAAUGCCAUGUCAGGGUCCAUAGUUAUUGUGCAACAUUUCAUGUGUGUGUCACUGAACAAGAAAGAUGCCUUGGCCUAGUUUGGAGUAGUUUUUUGCUUUGUGACUAUUCACAGAUCUUUAUAUUUGUGUUUUGUUUUGACAUUGUUCAUCUCUGUCUUUAUGUCUGUAUUAUUGAAGUGCAUAUUAUUUUCAUGAUACAUAUUGGGGCAUUUACAGUGCUUUGCGAAAGUAUUCGGCCCCCUUGAACUUUGCGACCUUUUGCCACAUUUCAGGCUUCAAACAUAAAGAUAUAAAACUGUAUUUUUUUGUGAAGAAUCAACAACAAGUGGGACACAAUCAUGAAGUGGAACGACAUUUAUUGGAUAUUUCAAACUUUUUUAACAUAUCAAAAACUGAAAAAUUGGGCGUGCAAAAUUAAGUUGAUGCUGUUGUGUAUCUUUGAUUUGCAUAAUUUAUGAAGUAAUUAAACAUAAUACAAACAUUUUAAUGUCUUAAUUAAAAUAAUCCUACAUUGCUGAUUGCGGUGCCAUCGCCACAGAUCAUUCCCAUGAGCUAGGAUAAAGAUCUACAGAGAUCUCUAAACUUUGCUCAAAUCCAUCCAAACUCUGCCUACAUGUCAGAAAUGUGGAGAAGGAGAGAGUGGAGUCAGAGUAGUGUCACAGAAUAGCUCAUGCAUUUUCAAAGGGCAACAUUUUAAAGCAGCUUCGAUUACCAACGAUUCAACUUAUUUUCUUUGUAAUCUAUAUUUAACCUGACAUUGACAACAGUCAGGUUAGGUAUGAUUCCUCUCCCCAGUAAUGAAUGGCAUUGGUUCUGUGGAAUAGAUUGCUGAAACAUCUAUUUUAUACCGUUGGAACUAUACAUCUAAAUAUUUCAAGCACAGAAGAAAACCUAUUUUAAGUGGCCAUUUUAUGUUGAAACAGUGUUGUAGUAGAGAUAGGUCCCCGUGGUGAUGAGAAUUCUGCCCUACAUACACUGAGACAAGGUCAGACAUGUUUAUGUAGAGCAAAUGAAGCUGCCAACAGUUCCACAUGGACCAGCUGACUGGAAAGGUUAAUGUAAGCUAAUGAGAACCUCAAGUGGAACGUUUCUGAAUUGAUACUAUACUCACCUUCAGAGCACAAGCAGAAUGUUGUUUCUUAGUUCAAACAGGUUGUUUUUAAUGACGAGCCAGUGUGCUGACGAUGUUCUUCACUAAGAAAUUGUGCAUCUACUGAGUCACAUGUAUGGAUCAUUAUAAACUAUCAUCGUGUUACAACCCA